AGAGCUACAGAAAUGGCAGAACGUCCACAGACCUCGUCUACACACGUCACAGAGACGUCACACACUAGCUCUAUCCCUGCAGAACACAAGUGGACUCCUUACAGUGGACCCGUGCUCUUUACUGGCCCCAGCGGCCUCCGCGACUACCGGUCCAACCAGCAACCCUUCCAGCAGAUGGUUGGCGUGGGCGAGAGGUCAGCAGAGUUCACCAGCGACCUGGCCUACCUGAGCCGUCCUCCGCCAGGCACCAGCUUCCCCUUGGCCAAAAACGGCCGCAUCGGAGAGAUCGGCUGGCCAGUGGAGCAUUUCAAGAUCGUGAAAGGAAUAUGAUGAAAGUCAUCGUCAGCAGAUCAUCGAUUACCACCCAUCGGGUUUUGGGUUGAAGUUACAACAACGGAUCAGUUUGGAAGAUGUUUUUUGGGUUGUUAUUUUGUUGUUUUUUUUAUCGCGGACGCCUUUGAAAUCAACUAGCUUGAAUUGGGUCUACUACUAGACUGUUAUGUUCUUUCAAAAACAGCGGAAAAGGAAAAAGUGAGAGAUGAACCAACAAGGAACGAAUAUAAUAUACUAAAGUAAAAUGAUUUGUGUGAAUGGCUCCACUUGCAACAGUUUCUCUCUUGGAUUUAUGAAUAUUACUGCAAGCGAAUACAACAUUCUGGUUUGCGAGAUGACAAAAAUGACGUCAUUGGGACAAAUUAUCCUUGUCUGUCGACCCGCUAGUCGUAUCCAUAGAUUUAUAUUAUAUAAUAUCCUAGACUGUGCACUCUGACGUAAUUCCGAACUACCACGGAGCGCACUAUUUGAUUAUAAUAUUAUUUGGAAAUAAAAUUAAGGGCAAGGUGGGAAAAGUUGCACGCGUGCUGGACCAUAGGGAGACUGGUGCUUUGCCCUUCAUUUUCGCGCCCACGGUGCUCACCAGCACAGCAAUAAGCAAAGUUGUUUGUUUUGUUUUUUGAUUUUUUUUUGCUUUUGUCGUCUUUGGGGGGGGGGGGGUUCAUAGAGGGUGUAGCAUGUAGCUCUGUGUUAUACUUUUAGAACAGUCAUGACUCUGUUGUUAAAAAAACCCACGUUGUAACUUUAAGUAGUCAUACCACAUCAGUAUUUCUUUAAGAAUGUCAGCGUUCAUGAAAGUCUGAUUUUUUAAAUUCAUACUUUCGAGUUUUGCAAUAAAUUAUUGUUCCUUUAAGCUUUA
Messenger RNA from Aplysia californica (California sea hare), 1192 nucleotides. RefSeq lists its product as uncharacterized. NCBI's taxonomy places the organism in Eukaryota, Metazoa, Mollusca, Gastropoda, Aplysiida, Aplysiidae. The record is from RefSeq and is a predicted model, not a curated record.